Harpegnathos saltator (Jerdon's jumping ant) is the source of this 1033-nucleotide messenger RNA. Its product is annotated as stearoyl-CoA desaturase 5. The record is from RefSeq and is a predicted model, not a curated record. The transcript is spliced from 3 exons. Gene Ontology annotation, molecular function: stearoyl-CoA 9-desaturase activity; iron ion binding. NCBI's taxonomy places the organism in Eukaryota, Metazoa, Arthropoda, Insecta, Hymenoptera, Formicidae. The coding region runs from base 1 to 741 and encodes 246 amino acids. Gene Ontology annotation, cellular component: endoplasmic reticulum membrane. Gene Ontology annotation, biological process: unsaturated fatty acid biosynthetic process.
AUGAAGCGGAUAAAUUUAUUGAUUAUUAAGCAGGAAACGAUAGUGGCAUCCCAGCAAAGACGGCAAGACAAGCUUAUGAUGACAUCCAACACUUUGAACGCCAGUGUUGGAAUACAAGAGAAAGCUCCUUCGGCUACGUCAGAAAUAGACAAUAAACAUGUUACGUACAGAGGAAAUAGUUCGCACUCAGCGAUUGAAGAAUGGAUAAAUUAUCUACCAAAUGUGAAGUGGCGCAAUGUUGCAACAAUAAGUUUUGUACACUUAUGUGCAUUGUACAGUCUCGUCACUAUCGACUUUACAAUAGAUAUCAGGACAGUCUUUUGGUAUAUCUUGAUUCGCGUAAUUCAAGCGAUGGGCUUUACCGCUGGUGCUCAUCGUUACUGGACACAUCGAACUUUCAAAGCAAAAUUGCUACUUAGGAUCAUACUUGUCUUUUGCUAUAUUACAGCUGACCAGAUCUCUAUCCGCAAUUGGGUCCGAGAUCAUCGAACACACCACAAAUUCACGGAAACAAAUGCAGAUCCACACAACAGCAAUCGGGGAUUCUUCUUCUCUCAUGUCGGGUGGUUGAUGGUAAAAAAGCAUCCAGAGGUUAUCAAAAAAGGUCAACAAAUCGAUGAUAAUGAUAUUUCACGGAUUUUAAAUAAAUAUAACAUUAUUGUUCUACUCUCUAUCGCGACUGCUUUACCGCAUGUUGUGUACAGUUUUGUUGCCACAUACUUCCUGAGCAGGCAAAUUUAGUUCGCAGUUAGCUUGUUCUUGCAUCAAUCAACUUGAUGAACGGCUUUGGAAAAUUUGUCCCACGUAACCGAUGCAAUCCCAACAACUAUACAUGACAGCGGCCACGGUACACAAAACUAGAGUUUCUUUUUCCUUCACUUUGACGUAGACACAGUUUAACCAUACACAGUUACGACAGUAAAGUCGGAACCUUUGAUGUUUGUGUUACUUAGACAUGUGACCUACCGCCAUAUUUUGGAUAGUAUAAAAGCGAGUUAUUCAAAGAUAUGAAAUAACAAAAGAUAGUUAAAAA